This is a messenger RNA of Lytechinus variegatus (green sea urchin), 1429 nucleotides long. RefSeq names its product NADH dehydrogenase [ubiquinone] 1 beta subcomplex subunit 3-like (gene ndufb3). Gene Ontology annotation, biological process: mitochondrial respiratory chain complex I assembly; electron transport chain. The transcript is spliced from 2 exons. The record is from RefSeq and is a predicted model, not a curated record. Gene Ontology annotation, cellular component: mitochondrion. Lineage: Eukaryota; Metazoa; Echinodermata; Echinoidea; Temnopleuroida; Toxopneustidae. The coding region runs from base 85 to 354 and encodes 89 amino acids.
GCCCCAUCUCUUGUUGAAUUAGAAAUCCGAGUGUUCGUAUUUCUGGACGGUCCACCAAAAUACUGUGAUUAAAUUCUUUAAAAAAUGGGAAAAGGAGGCAUCGAGGUGCCGGAUUGGCGUAUUUACAAAGUAGAAGAUGUACCUCAGUUGAAAGCUGUGCAGGAAAGGUUAGCACUUAGAGGUCUGAAAGAUCCGUGGUUGAGGAACGAAGUGUGGCGAUACCAACCUUGCUUCAAACCAAUCCCUUGGUGGAGGUUCAUCUUUAGAGGUCUACCCAUCGGAGCUGGUCUGUUUGUCGUUGCAGUCGGUCUUGAGAAGAUGUUUUCCAAAGAUGAUGGCCAUGGACACCAUUGAUAAGAGUUGCUUUUUUUUGUCUUUUAAUUUGGAGGACGUCGUCGAUAUCAACUCGACAUCAAAGUCUUUAUCUGCCUGAACUGUGAUUUUUUGCAAGCUGCAUGGGAUGUAUCAAGCCGCGUAUUGAGAAGGAUUUCAGAAUAAUGGAGCUCUGUUUGCCUGUGAUCUUAUCCGAAGCGAUGUCAAAGCAGGUCUUAUGAUAUACAUGUAUUCUUGAAUCUGUAUAACUAUCAUCCUUCUCUGAAAGUCAUCCACUUUGGAAAUAUGUACUUUUCAAAAUGAUGUUUAUUCUAUAUAAUGAACUUAAUUUCUGUUGUGAGAGCCAAGUCAUUUUGCAAUAGAUAUCAAUACAGUACAGUCCAGAAAUUACAAUUUAAUAGCCAUAGCUGCAUCCUAUUGAUUUUAAUUGCAUGUAGUUUCUCCUCAUAUCUCCUGAUUACAGUUAUCUUAGAAUCUGGUUACAUUUUAACACAUAUUUUUUCACAAAAUAGGAAUAUUUGUGUUAUGAGAUCGUCAAUAAGUUAUUGAUAUCAAUAUCACUCGCCAGAAAAUUACAACCUGAUAAUAUCUCUAUCAUAUAGAUAUGGUUUCUUUUUGUGGAAGUCCAAUCUGUUAACAGUUUUUUCUGUACAGUACAUCCAUGUGAUAUGUCAUACUCUGUUUGAGAUGUAUCCCUUUAUGGGUUUUAUGAAAUUGAUGAAUACCGGUACCAUGGACAUUACGAUAUUCAAUUCAUGUACUUCAAAGAUGUUGACAUGUCCUAUUGAAUUCUUUGCCAGUCUUCACUAGACAUACAUGUACCGGUACCUCUAAUAGGCAAUAACUCUUGAAGUCUAUAAUGUUGAAAGCAUGCAUAGCUGAACCUGGGCCAGAAUAUGAGUCCACAGGAACAAUAACAUGGAAUGAUUUCAAAAUGUUUCUUAAAACAUUAUUUCUAAUCUGUAUGAAUUUGAGCAUUACAAAUUUUUACAACUUGCCAUGCAGCUUGUAUACACAACUUAUGUCAGCAAGGGGGAAUUUCAAAAUGUGUUUAAAACAUACUAUUGAAGUGAUAUUAAAAUAGAAUUUACUAUCA